AUGCAUGGCAGGAAUGGUGAGCUGUGUGCUGUGUGCCAUGUGGCCGAUGCGGUGCACACAUGUAGCAACUGUGCUGCCAGAUGUGCAACGAAAGAGGAAAAGGCCACCGUUGCCUUCACGAUGAGUGUGACGACACACAAAUACGCCGGCCCUUAUGAAUUGUGGUGGCGUCAAUUUUCUCCCGAUGGAACCAUCCAUCCGCCUGCACGGAGAGGCGAUGCUGACCAGACGGGCAUCUGUCAGUUGCCGCCACCCUGUGAAGGGAGGAGGAUGACACAAAAUCUGGUGGGACAACUGCGCCGCAAGUUAAUGCUGAGCCGUCACGUCAGAACGAGGAUUAGCGACAGUGUGCGGCGGCUGACGGACCCAAGACCGUCGAUCGGAGUCCCGCAUCCAACACGGCGACCAACACGUCCGAGACGAGGCCUGAGUUUGCCAGCAAUCCGAACGAAAUGA
Messenger RNA from Trypanosoma cruzi, 456 nucleotides. RefSeq lists its product as uncharacterized. The record is from RefSeq and is a predicted model, not a curated record. Lineage: Eukaryota; Euglenozoa; Kinetoplastea; Trypanosomatida; Trypanosomatidae. The transcript has a single exon. Bases 1 to 456 code for a protein of 151 amino acids.